Messenger RNA from Tetranychus urticae (two-spotted spider mite), 2228 nucleotides. The record is from RefSeq and is a predicted model, not a curated record. NCBI's taxonomy places the organism in Eukaryota, Metazoa, Arthropoda, Arachnida, Trombidiformes, Tetranychidae.
GUUAGUUUUAUUUUUAACUCGAUAUGUCCUUUAGGCCUUAGCCAUGGCAUGCAGCCUGAGUGUAGUAAAGAAGCUUGUUCAGCUUGGCUUGCUAUUUCCUCAAGCCUUACAAACGGAGCUCAUUUCAUGAAGAGUGCAAGUCUUUUCAUUUUCAAAAUCAAGCAACUAUGACAAUGACAAUGAAACUGCAUUUUCACAAAAAGUGUUCAUAAGUUGUGAUUGAGAUAUCAAGACCGCUUCAAGAUUAUUGAUAAUCUGUAAAGUUGAUUAAUCGGCACCAUAAUCCUUAUCGAGCAAUGAUAAAAUAUAGCUUUAAACCACUUUUACACAGUAAAUAUAGCCUCAUCACCUUUGAAUUACAAGAUCAAAAUCAUUUCGAGAAAUGGCAAUACGUCACCAAUCAUUUGUUGGUUUAAAUUUUUAUCGAUGAAUCUUUCGUGUGUAACAUUUUAAAUAAAAUAAUCUAUCUAAAUGAAUGUAUCACUGAAUAACUCAAUUUUAAAUAUUCAAUUGUUUACAGUUGAUUUUAUGAUGAUUAAGGAUUUUACAAAACAAGAUUAAUUAAUUUUCCUGGCUAAAUGUAAACAAGAUAAACUACGCCUACUCAGAGGGACCAUCUCAAAAUUUAGUUUAAAUUACUGGUCUGUGUAUUUACAGCUUAACCGACUGUGUAAUAUCAAUUACAGUGGAGUACCAGAUACUGUCAGUACCAGAUAAUGUCAGUAGAUUUUUCAAUGGUCCCUCAAUCUCUUUGUUUACAUUUUACAAUGAGAGGGUAAAGAGUAAAUCUUUAUUAUGCCAACUAGAAAUUUGACUAUUAAAGAAAGAUUUAAUUUAAUUAAUGAAGUUAAUAAUGAAAAUAUUAAUGUUUUCGAUGCGGCCAAUAACUAUAAGUGCCAUGUUCGUACUGUCUUUAGAUGUUUAUCGAAUCAAAAUGAAAUAACAAAUGCUUAUGAUGCUGGAUGUAGGAAGAGAACAAGGUUGGAUAAAAAUGAAAAAUUAUCGCAACAUGAUGAGUUGGUCAGGAAUUUUAUUCUUGUGUGUCAACAAAAAGGAAUACCAUUGAGUGCCAACAUAAUAAAACAAGUUGCAAGACAGAAGGCCAUUGAAAUUAAUAGAGAUGAAUUAAUGUGUUCCUCCAUGUGGUUUAAAAGAUUUAAAGAAAGGAUUAAUUUGAAAUUAGGUAAAUUUUCAGGAGAAAGAAAUUCAAUUAAUCAAGAAAAAGUUAAGAGAUGGAAAGAGGAAACAAUCCCAAGAAUUAUGAUGAACUGGAGCAAUGAAUUCAUUUACAAUUGUGAUGAAACUGGCCUUUUAUACCGACAAGUUCCUCUAAAAACCUAUUUUAUAUCCAAGACUGAUCACAUCGGAGACACAGUAUUUAAAGAAAGAGUUUCAAUUCUGUUUUGUGUAAAUAGAAAUGGUGGUAAACUUCCUGUUUUAGUGAUAGGAAAAUCGGUCAAACCUCGCGAUUUUUUUACUGGUUGUUUAGAUAAUUUAAAUGUUGACUAUUUUGCUCAAGCUAACGCUUGGAUGACCAGACAAAUUUUUGAAAAAUGGUUAGCAAAUUGGCACAGAUCUUUAGUCGCAGAAAAUAAAAAAGUAGUUCUAAUAUUAGAUAACUUUAAAGGUCAUCAAGUUGACUAUGAUAAUUAUCCAAAUAUAACAUUUCAUUUUUUACCUUCAUCAACAACAUCUCUCACUCAACCUCUUGAUGCAGGUAUUAUCCGGUCAUUUAAAUCUAAAUACAUGUGCCUUUUUGUUAAUGAAUUAUUACAAGAUACUGAUUCUAUUCAUGUUAGUCAAAUCGCUAAAAAAAUAAAACUUCUCAAAGCAAUAAAUUGGAUAGACAGUGCUUGGAACUCAGUCACAAGCGAAACUAUAGUCAAUUGUUGGACCCAUUUUGGGUAUAUCAAUUCAGAAGUGCCUUACUAUUCUGAUUUAACUGAUAAACUAAGUCAACUUUCCCUUAAAAUUUCUACUAAAUUUGUUGAACCAAAUGAACUAUUAGACCAAAUAACCUUCGAUUAUGUAAAUUAUCUUGAAUAAAUCUCACUUUAAUUUCUCUAUGAAUAGCUCUUGCUGUGUGAAUAAGCUAUUUCCAGUUACUGACAGUAUCUGGUACUCCACUGUAUGAUAUUGAAUUGUAUCAAGAUGGAAAUUUUAAUGGUGAAACAAUUUCCAGAUUAAUACUACAAUGUUAAAUAUAUGAAAAAAAACUCAGACUCAAA